Nelumbo nucifera (sacred lotus) is the source of this 1616-nucleotide messenger RNA. RefSeq names its product pto-interacting protein 1-like. Gene Ontology annotation, biological process: protein phosphorylation. The record is from RefSeq and is a predicted model, not a curated record. Lineage: Eukaryota; Viridiplantae; Streptophyta; Magnoliopsida; Proteales; Nelumbonaceae. Gene Ontology annotation, molecular function: protein kinase activity; ATP binding.
UUAAACUCCUUUAUUUUUUUCUCCUGAGCAGAGCCGAGAACGAUUGAUGAUUCAUUGUAUUUUCAAGCCUCUCUGGCACAAAUCAAGGAAGCUCGGAUUCGGACAGACCACCGUCUCCGGUGCAUGCCCUAUCCUGCGCACUCCAUUUGCUUAUCCUACACAUUUUGGCUGACUUCGGCUGCUGCUCCGGCUCAUCUACUCAAUUAGUCAAGUAAAACAAAAGACUCUCUCUGUCUCUCGGUGUGGUUUGAGGGAGAGAAAGCUAAAGCAUAAAAAACAGUCGAGAAAAGAAAGAGAAUCAUGAGCUGUUUCAGCUGCUGUGAAGAAGAUGAAAUCCACAAGGCUGCCAAUAGCGGAGCCCCAUUUGUGGCAAAUGAUGCAGCAGGCAAUGGUGGAGGUUACCAUGCCACUGAAGCAGCACCUAAGGGUACUCAGCCUGUAAAAGUCCAGCCUAUUGCAGUCCCUGCCAUUUCAGUCGAUGAACUGAAGGAAGUGACAGACAACUUUGGAACAAAGGCUUUAAUAGGAGAGGGCUCAUAUGGAAGAGUAUAUUAUGGUCUUCUGAAAGAUGGAAGAGCUGCUGCUAUCAAGAAGUUAGAUGCCAGUAAGCAGCCAGAUCAAGAAUUUUUAGCACAGGUUUCCAUGGUAUCAAGGCUGAAACAUGAGAAUGUUGUUGAGAUGCUUGGUUAUUGUGUUGAUGGAAGCCUUCGUGUCCUUGCAUAUGAAUUUGCUACCAUGGGAUCUCUUCAUGAUAUUCUUCAUGGGAGAAAAGGUGUCAAAGGAGCACAACCAGGACCAGUUCUAUCAUGGGCACAACGGGUAAAAAUUGCAGUAGGAGCUGCCAAAGGACUUGAAUACUUGCAUGAAAAGGCACAGCCUCCCAUCAUUCAUCGUGACAUCAAGUCCAGCAAUGUAUUACUUUUUGAUGAUGAUGUUGCUAAGAUUGCUGAUUUUGAUUUGUCAAACCAAGCCCCUGACAUGGCAGCCCGCCUUCAUUCCACCCGUGUUCUUGGAACUUUUGGUUAUCAUGCUCCAGAAUAUGCGAUGACUGGACAGCUUAGUUCAAAGAGUGAUGUUUACAGCUUUGGCGUUGUUGUGCUGGAGCUCUUGACUGGGCGUAAGCCUGUUGACCAUACGCUACCACGGGGACAACAGAGUCUUGUGACAUGGGCCACACCAAGACUUAGUGAAGACAAGGUGAGGCAGUGUGUUGAUGCAAGACUAGGUGGAGACUACCCUCCCAAGGCUGCUGCUAAGAUGGCUGCUGUAGCUGCGUUAUGCGUGCAAUAUGAAGCUGAUUUUAGACCCAACAUGAGCAUUGUGGUUAAAGCUCUCCAGCCACUGUUAAAUGCUCGGUCUGGACCGCCUGGUGAAACCCCAAACUUGUGAUCUCUCUAUCUCUCUCUCUCUCUCUCGUUAGUUGGGGCCAGAUUAUGGAGGUGGUUUUGUAACAGGGUGGUUGUAAGUUGUGCCAACAUUCUAUACACUUCAAUUAUUUAAUUUUCAAAUUUUUCCGGGUUUAUUUUUUUUGAAAAAGCAUGUAAAAUCUUAUCACCAACCUACUGUGGAAGUAUUUUUUUUUUAUUAUGGUGGCAUUCCGCUUUUUCAUCAGAGAA